AAAAAAUAUAAAAAACACAGAGCAACGAAAACGAUACGGGCGACUGGGUGAGUGUGGUCGUGGCGAGAGAUUCAAACUUAUAGCGUCGUGGCGAGAGAUUCAAACUUAAAUUUGGUGUUUGUGAAUAAAAAAAAAAUCAGCGAUAAAUAAAUAAUUGAAGCCCUGAUGGCCCUUAUUAUUAAUUUUCCAUCUCCUAAUUCUCAGCUCGAGUCUCCGAUUUCGAACUUGCUUAAUUCUUCUUCUUCCAGUCAAUCCUCCGUCACACUCAGAAAGCCAGCUUGCAUAUCUCUCCAUCAGCGGAGUCCUAAUCCUAGUUGUUCGUCGACGGCCUCUAGCUGCGUCCCCAACGGCGGCGCUGCUCGGAUACUUGGUAGCGUUAGUCGUUCUCCAUCGGUGAUGCCUAAUCAUCUGCGCCACGUUGACUCGAUGACCAUUCUUCCUUCGGGAGCCGGAAGGAUAUCGCACCUGAAUGCGGUCAUUCUGGGUGAAGCACUUGCUUCCGAAGAGAAUGAUCUCGUCGUUCCCAGCGACGAAUUCUCGAAUCAGGCGUGCAUUCCUUCCUUCCAUAAGUAUUUGGAGAUGUAUAGAGAGUCAGUUGAGGAUCCUGCCGGAUUUUGGUCCAGUAUUGCGUCGCAGUUCUACUGGAAAACGAAAUGGAGCCGACAAGUCUAUUCGGAAAAUCUGGAUAUCAGGAAAGGAAAUGUAAAGAUUGAGUGGUUCAAGGGUGGUGUCACCAAUAUCUGUUAUAAUUCCUUGGAUAGAAAUAUUGAUGCUGGAAAUGGUGGCAAAAUUGCUAUCUAUUGGGAAGGAAAUGAGCCUGGUUCUGACUGUAGUUUAACGUACAGUGGUCUGCUGGACAGAGUUUGCCAGGUUGCAAAUUACUUGAAAGAUAUUGGAGUUGCAAAGGGUGAUGCUGUUGUGAUUUAUUUACCCAUGCUAAUGGAGCUCCCAAUCACAAUGCUUGCAUGUGCUCGGAUUGGUGCUGUUCACUCGGUUGUAUUUGCUGGAUUUUCUGCAGAAGCUCUUGCCCAAAGAAUCAUGGAUUGUAAGCCUAAAGUUGUGAUAACUUGCAAUGCUGUUAAAAGAGGGUCUAAGGUUAUCCACCUCAAAGAGAUAGUUGAUGCUGCCCUCCUUGAAUCUGCCCAAAAAGGGAUUUCUGUAGGUAAAUGCCUGACCUAUGAAAAUCAAUCUGCCAUGAAGAGGGAAGCUACACAGUGGCAGGAGGGAAGGGAUAUUUGGUGGCAGGAUGUUGUUCCCAAAUAUCCAACCACUUGUGCAGUAGAGUGGGUCGAUGCAGAGGAUCCACUGUUUUUGCUAUAUACAAGUGGGAGCACAGGAAAGCCUAAGGGUGUUCUGCAUACUAGUGGUGGAUAUAUGAUUUACACUGCAACAACCUUCAAAUAUGCAUUUGACUACAAACCAUCUGACAUAUACUGGUGUACAGCUGACUGUGGUUGGAUUACUGGACACAGCUAUGUUACAUAUGGACCUAUGCUCAAUGGAGCAACUGUUGUCAUUUUUGAAGGGGCUCCAAGCUAUCCAGAUGCUGGACGUUGUUGGGACAUUGUUGACAAAUACAAGGUGACAAUAUUCUAUACUGCCCCAACAUUGGUGCGAUCUCUAAUGCGUGAUGGUGAUGAGUAUGUCACCCGCUACUCACGCAAGUCCUUGCGAGUUCUUGGAAGUGUGGGAGAGCCUAUUAAUCCAAGUGCAUGGAGGUGGUUUUUUAAUGUAGUCGGAGAUUCAAGAUGUCCUAUAUCUGAUACUUGGUGGCAAACAGAGACUGGUGGCUUCAUGAUUACUCCUCUACCUGGUGCGUGGCCACAGAAACCUGGUUCUGCUACUUUUCCUUUCUUUGGGGUUCAGCCUGUCAUAUUAGAUGAGAAGGGUAUUGAGAUUGAAGGUGAGUGUAGUGGAUAUUUGUGCAUGAAAAGCUCAUGGCCGGGUGCAUUUCGAACUCUUUAUGGUGAUCAUGAAAGAUAUGAAACCACAUAUUUCACGGCAUUCCCUGGCUACUAUUUCAGUGGUGAUGGCUGCAGCAGGGAUAAAGAUGGAUAUUAUUGGCUUACUGGAAGGGUGGACGACGUUAUCAAUGUCAGCGGACACCGUAUCGGCACAGCAGAAGUGGAGUCAGCUCUAGUUUCACAUCCCCAAUGUGCUGAAGCUGCUGUAGUUGGUUUUGAGCAUGAGGUUAAAGGACAAGGUAUAUACGCAUUUGUUACCUUGGUGGAUGGUGUUAAGUGCAGCGAAGAACUCCGGAAAAGCCUUAUAGUUACAGUGCGAAACCAGAUAGGAGCAUUUGCAGCACCUGACAAAAUCCAUUGGGCUCCUGGCCUUCCAAAAACUAGGAGCGGAAAAAUAAUGAGGAGGAUCCUAAGAAAAAUUGCAUCCAAGCAGUUAGAUGAGCUCGGGGACACAAGCACACUCGCAGAUCCAAAUGUUGUUGAUCAACUCAUUGCACUAGCUGACAGCUAGGAGUGCCAAAAUUGGAGUCCAAACUUUAACAUGGAGUCAUCCAGAGGACCAUAUUUAGCUGAGUGCUAGGUUUCCUCCUUUCAGCAUGGUACUAGGUUGCGUAGUGAAAGCAAGAUCGUUGCUUUGGCAUUUCUUUUGAUUCUUGCAUAUUUGCUUGUGUUGGCAGAAAAUAUGAACACAUGAUACAACAACAUUAUUUACCAUGUCCAGGGCACUGUUAUAGUCAAAAAGUAGCCCUUUCACAUUGUAAGAGCCAUAAUAAAUGUUAUUGAAAAGGAAAGAGGGACCCUCGGUGUGGGGUUUGAAUU
Malania oleifera is the source of this 2783-nucleotide messenger RNA. Its product is annotated as acetyl-coenzyme A synthetase, chloroplastic/glyoxysomal. Gene Ontology annotation, molecular function: AMP binding; acetyl-CoA synthetase activity. Bases 166 to 2475 code for a protein of 769 amino acids. Lineage: Eukaryota; Viridiplantae; Streptophyta; Magnoliopsida; Santalales; Ximeniaceae. The record is from RefSeq and is a predicted model, not a curated record. The transcript has 18 exons.